Molecule: messenger RNA, 3657 nt
Organism: Malaclemys terrapin pileata
Lineage: Eukaryota; Metazoa; Chordata; Testudines; Emydidae
Product: zinc finger protein 135-like
Exons: 5
Coding region: 143-1489 (448 amino acids)
Biological process (GO): regulation of transcription by RNA polymerase II
Cellular component (GO): nucleus
Molecular function (GO): RNA polymerase II cis-regulatory region sequence-specific DNA binding; DNA-binding transcription activator activity, RNA polymerase II-specific
Source: RefSeq, a predicted model, not a curated record
CGGGCUGUGAACGCGCGCGGGGCGCUGCGGCUCUGCCUGGCUCGUGCAGGGCCAUUGCAGCCUCUCCCGGGGCUGGAGAAGAGGCUACAGAAUAACGUCCACGUUUCACUCCAAAUUAUCCCCUCCUCCCAGCAGGAAGGAAAUGGCUGCAAUGGAGCUGGCUCAGGGGCCGGUGACUUUUGACGAAGUGGUUGUGUAUUUCACCAGGGAAGAGGGGGCUCUGCUGGACCCCACUCAGAGAGCCCUCUACAAGGAUGUCAUGCAGGAGAACUAUGAGACGGUGGUCUUUCUGGGGUUUCCAGUUUCCAAACCUGAUGUGAUCUUGCAACUGGAACGAGGGGAAGAGCCAUGGGUCCCGGACCUCCAGGGCUCUGAGAAAGAAGUGUGCCCGAGAGCUGCCUUCACAGGUGAUGGGAUGGUGAGUGAGAAUGAGGAGCAGAAACCCCAGCAGGAAGAUGCUGAGCAAGUAGAACCACAUGGGACGUUAUCAGGAAGAUCCAAAGGGAAUGUUUCCGGGUGUUGUGCACUCCCAGAAAAAGCAAAAGCCUGUGAGACUCAGCAGAGGCAAGUGGAAAACUUUAGUAGCCACUCAGACCUUAUAACAUGCGAUAGAAUCAACUUGGAAGGGAGACGCUUCACAUGCCAUGAGUGCGGGAAAAGUUUCAGUAGGAGCUCUGCCCUUAUCAGACAUCAGAGAAUCCACACUGGAGAGAAGCCCUACACGUGCUCUGAGUGCGGGAAAAGCUUCGGUGAUCAUUCAGCCCUCAUCUUACAUCAGAGAAUGCACACAGGAGAGAAGCCCUACACUUGCUUUGAGUGCAGGAAAAGCUUCAUUGAUAGUUCAAGCCUCAUCUCACAUCAGCGAAUCCACACAGGAGAGACACCCUACACAUGCUCUGAGUGCGGGAAAAGCUUUAAUCACAGCUCUACCCUGAGCAAACAUAGGAGAAGCCACAUGGGUGAGAAACCUUAUGGAUGCUCUGAGUGUGGGAAAAGCUUCGGUCAGCACUCAACCCUUAUCACACAUCAGAGAAUCCACACAGGAGAGAAGCCGUACAUGUGUUCUGAGUGCGGGAAAAGCUUUGGUCAGCACUCAACCCUUAUCACACAUCAGAGAAUCCACACAGGAGAGAAGCCGUACAUGUGCUCUGAGUGCGGGAAAAGCUUCGGUCAGUACUCAAGCCUUACCACACAUCAGAGAAUCCACACAGGAGAGAAGCCGUACACGUGCUCUGAGUGCAGGCAAAGCUUUGGGCAGCACUCAACUCUUAUCAAGCAUCAGAGAAUCCACACAGGAGAGAAGCCCUACACGUGCUCUGAGUGUGGGAAAAGCUUUAGUCGGCACUCAGCCCUUACCACACAUCAGAGAACCCACACAGGAGAGAAGCCGUACUUGUGCUCUGAGUGCGGGAAAAGCUUCAUUGAUAGUUCAAGCCUCAUCUCACAUCAGCGAAUCCACACAGGAGAGACGCCCUACACAUGCUCUUAGUGCGGGAAAAACUUCAAUGAUCGCUCAAACCUUAUCACACAUGAGAGAAUCCACACAGGAGAGACACCCUACACAUGCUCUUAGUGCGAGUAAAGCUUCAAUCAGAGCUCAAACCUUAUCAUGCAUCAGAGAAUCCACACAGGAGAGAAGCCUUACACAUGCUCUGAGUGUGGGAAAAGCUUCAAUCGGAGCUCUGACCUGAUUAUACAUCGGAGAAUCCACACGAGUGAGAAACCUUAUGAUUGCUCUGAGUGUGGGAAAAGCUUCAAAAAGAGCUCACACCUGAUUAGACAUGAGAAAAUCCACAUGAGAGAAAUGUAACACAUGCCUUGAUUAGGGCUGGGCAAAGAUUUUUUUUUUUUUUUUAAUCACAUUUGCUAAUUCCCACAUAGUGAUUUUUGCACCAUCUUCACUGUGGUCUCUCAGGUCCACCAGAUGAGUUGCCUGCUUCUGCCUUUUGCAUCUCACCUUCUUUGGGGUCAGUCCUGUGAUCUUUUCUAUCACCUCCUUUCCUUUUGAGUCAUAGGAGUCUGUGUCCCUCCAGCCAGGAAUGUUCAUCAGCUCCAGGUGGGAGAGAGAGGUUUGAUUCCCAACAAGAUACACUGAGGCAAAAACUACCUGUGCUUUACAUCCACUAGGACUGUACAUGGCAUUGGCUGCUCAAGUUAGUGAUCUUGGUGUAAAAAAACCAUUAUAGUUGUAGUGCAGAUGCAGCCCACGUGCAGUGGUUGGCAUUAGCUUUCCCCUUGACCUGAUCUAAACUUCAUCACUUUUCCUUGUCUAAACUGUGAUUAAUGUGCAUAAGUGUUGUCAAGUAGCGUCAGGCUAAGCACCGUUAGGCCUCAACCUUCUGGAAGUUGUAAGAAGUGAAUACAGUUGAAUCCUGCAAGCAUAAGCAAAAUCUAGCUAGGAAGUUUUAUAGACUAAAAAGGAAACUCUGUAAAGAUAGAUACAGACUUGUGGUUACUAUGCUCUGCAACCAAAUACCUCUUUAAGCUAACUCAAGGAUUUUUGAUUCUAGCAAAUUGACCACAAUUAGCUGCAUAGAGAAGAGAUGAGCUAAGCACAGGUGCACAGUUCAUAAGUUCAAAACAACCUCAAAUACCACACUGAAACAUUUGGCUACCUUCAUUGGUUGACCUGUUUUAAAACACAGCCAGCAAAUACUGUAUAAAAAGGGUUAAAAGACGCAAGUGUGUGUGUGUGUUGAACUGAAAGAGAGAUCACUCUUUGUCAGGAUCACAUACACCCCCUGAAACAAAGGGACUUGCGCUUCACCGGCUAUCUGUGCCUGACCAGUGCAGGAAACGGUCAACUGAAGGUAAUGUAUCUUUGGAAGAACGCAAGGCAAGGUUUUGGAGCAGAAAGGUCUGGUUGUGCUCGAGCUAGUUAAUCUUAAGUCUGUAUUAAUAUAAUUAUAUUAGUAAGUUGUUUAAAAAUAGUACACCGCUACCUCGAUAUAAUGCCACCCGAUAUAACACGAAUUCGGAUAUAAUGCAGUAAAGCAGUGCUCCGGGGGGUGGGGGGGGGGCAGGGCUGUGCACUCCGGUGGAUCAAAGCAAGUUCAAUAUAACACGGUUUCACCUAUAACACGGUAAGAUUUUUUGGCUCCCGAGGACAGCGUUAUAUCGAGGUUGAAGUGUAUUAGUCAAUAGUUAAUCAAUAUAUAAUAACUGUAUAUGUCUGGUGCCUUGCUGAAAGUGGGUACAGUGCUGGUGAAGCUAGUAGUUUAUAAACCAUAAUAGCUUUACAACUCGCUGUGCCUGUCUUCAGUAUAAGUUACCAUCAAGUUUAUCAUAAAAGUCAAUAAAAGUUUAUAAAUUGUUAUAUAAGGUUAUAGGUAGGUUAAGGUUAGUAAAAUAUAGUUAAUCAAUGUAUUAGUAUUGCAUAUAGAAUUGUAUUUAAGGGUGGUUACAGUACAUGUGAAGUUGCUAGGCAAUCAGUAAUAGUAGCGUUGCAUGUGCUUGUAACUAUUUUCAAUAUUAUUUACCUUUUAUAUGUGCACUUAAAGGAAUAGGUAGUUAAUGCAUAUUACUUGUACUUGUCUCCAGUAUAACUUGCCAUUUGUAUUAAUCCUCACUCAGUGCUGGUCUUUAAUUCUGUUUUUCUUAUUCUGUCUGUGUUGCCUUUAUAGUCGUAAGUCAUUAAAAACCUUUCUUGAGGAAUAA